CCAUCAAGCCCCUCUGUAGUGGUAGAGUGUCGGCAUGCCUGGCUGGUGGUCAAUGUCAGCAAAAACCUUUUUGGUACUGGGAGGCUUGUGAGGCCUGCAGACCUCACCCUGGGUCCGGAGAACUGUGAGCCCCUGAUCUCUGGGGACUCAGAUGAUAUGGUCAGGUUUGAAGUCGAGCUGCACAAGUGUGGCAACAGCGUGCAGGUGACCGAAGAUGCCCUGGUGUAUAGCACCUUCCUGCUCCACAACCCCCGCCCCGUGGGAAACCUGUCCAUCCUGAGGACCAACCGCGCGGAAGUUCCCAUCGAAUGCCGCUACCCCAGGCACAGCAACGUGAGCAGCGAGGCCAUCCUGCCCACCUGGGUGCCCUUCAGGACCACAAUGCUCUCAGAGGAGAAGCUGGCUUUCUCUCUGCGCCUGAUGGAGGAGGACUGGGGCUCCGAGAAGCAGUCCCCCACUUUCCAGUUGGGAGACCUAGCCCACCUCCAGGCCGAAGUCCACACCGGCCGCCACAUACCACUGCGACUGUUUGUGGACUACUGUGUGGCCACGCUGACACCAGACCAGAACGCCUCCCCUCAUCACACCAUCGUGGACUUCCACGGCUGUCUCGUGGAUGGUCUCUCUGAUGCCUCUUCUGCCUUCAAAGCCCCCAGACCCAGGCCAGAGACUCUCCAGUUCACAGUAGACACGUUCCACUUUGCUAAUGACCCCAGAAACAUGGAAGUGGUUGUAGCUGGUGUGAGGAGGAAGUGUGGGGAGCAGGUCAGCUCCAGCCAGUUCCAGAUGGGCCUCAUCUCUCCGGGUGCCACCGAGAGGCGGCCUCCAGCCCUGAGAUCCGAGGGCCCUGCCUCCACCUCGCCCCAGUCCAGCCUCCCUUCAGACACUUCUAUCCUGCUUCGGAUUCUGUGCCUCUCUCUCUCUCUCUCUCUCUCUAGUCGGAGCUUCAGCGGGAGCGGUGCCCAGGCCGAACCCCAGCUGUAG
Puma concolor (puma) is the source of this 984-nucleotide messenger RNA. Lineage: Eukaryota; Metazoa; Chordata; Mammalia; Carnivora; Felidae. The record is from RefSeq and is a predicted model, not a curated record.